CUUGUAUAUAGGAUAGACUGUUGUCUUAUCCUUGUCGAUCUCGCUGCGAUCAUCAGAUCCUAUGAGCGCCCUGCUCAGUAGGUCGAAGCAGCGGUCAUGAAACGGGAGCGCGACCCAGUUCUCCACAUUUUCUGAGCGGUAGCUAGUUGCAUCAACAAAGUUAGUAGUAGCAUUGGCUGAUAGACACGCCGCACGUAUGUAUCAAAGGAUGGAUCGCUUUGGUGUCGUGCCACCGGAUAUUCUCCGUGAGAUCCUCAAGCUCUUGCCCGAUCUCCACACCCUGCAGAACCUGCGCCGCGCAUCACCGGCUGUGAACAGCCUGCUACACGAGGAUGGCCCUGCCGCAGAGAUCGUUGAGAGUAUCAUCUCAUCAAAUCUCGCGUACCCCACCCAGUUCAAGGUGCGCCUCAUUGCCCUGUUGGUCUGGGGCCCGGAUGGGCACAACAUCCUUCUUGAGUCGCCCAAUGAUCUUCGAGACACACUUUGGGGGCCACGCCGCGAGAACCCACCGGAGCGAGCCAAGCACCGAGACACAGUGGGACGCCGAUUCUUGACACGUUAUACAGGUCUUCCCUCGGCGGUGCUGGUUCGGGUUGUCACUCUUGCCGGACAGGUCCACCAGCUUGCCCACCGCUGCUUCCACACCCUGCUUGCUCGCGUCCUGGCGUCACAGCCUCGCCGGCCAACAGAUCCGACCCUCACCAAUCGUGAGUACACGCACUCAGUCAACGCCGCGGUGCGGGCGCGGGCACCCUUUCCGUUGCCGGGACCAGCGCCAGAGUCGGAGCUGGUGCCAUUUCCCCCCGCAGCAACCGCUUCGCCUUCUUGGGGAGAGGCACGGCGAUUUGAGGCUGAUUCGUGGGAAUAUGCCCUACAAGCAAUACUACUUCACUUGCCAUCGGGGCCCGUCACAUUAGCACGGCAGAAGUCAAUCGGCCAAAUUUUCCAACCACCCGAGCAUCACAUUCCUGCAUGGAUAAAUUAUGGUACCUUGAAAGAGUGCCUCCCGAAGCAGCCGAUGCGCCUGUCAGAAGCAAUCAACAUACUGCCAGCCGUACAGCAUCCAUGCUGUCAAGGGGACCCCCUUUUUGACCACCACGAGGAAUGGAAGCCGCCCGAGUAUGUCGAGCAAGACAGACUCCUGGUCCCACUUGACAGAUACAUUAACAGGACUUGGUUGAUCUCACCCAUGAAACACGAGCAAUGGAGCCCCAUCUUCCAGGCCGAUUUGCACGAUUUCGAUCAUCUCGGCUUCCUAGUGUGGUGCAGGAAACGGAUGGCCGCGCUGGGGUUCAUGGCGCACGACGACGAGGAGACACGAAGGAAUCGCGUCGCCGGUGGGCCAAUGCAAGGCAAUUGGCCGUGUCGCAAUGCAAUCUACUCGGAUCUCCUUGCCUGCAGAAGCGUAAUGUCUGCUAGGCAGGUGGAAAUCAUGCAGGAACGGUCGAGAAGAUGGUGGGCUGACAAUGUUCUCCAUGCACCUCCUCGAGGCACAUGAGGCGAACCGUCCUGAUCAAUCAAAUUCUAGAUCCCCUUUUUCUGUUGUUCUCAAAUUAUGAAAGAAUUGGAGGUAUGCCUGGGGUGUAUAACCAACAAACAAACAGGACAAGUGGGCGGAUAGAUUGACCCAUCCUUAUUCUUGACUGACAUUCUGAAUAGUAGAUCCGGUGAUUUCAUUAUUGUGUUGGGUAGGAGGAUGAUGAGAAUAUGAAAAAAAAUAAAAUCCAAGUACAGGC
This is a messenger RNA of Phialemonium atrogriseum, 1736 nucleotides long. RefSeq lists its product as uncharacterized. The record is from RefSeq and is a predicted model, not a curated record. The transcript has a single exon. NCBI's taxonomy places the organism in Eukaryota, Fungi, Ascomycota, Sordariomycetes, Cephalothecales, Cephalothecaceae. Bases 197 to 1498 code for a protein of 433 amino acids.